Molecule: messenger RNA, 1920 nt
Organism: Malania oleifera
Lineage: Eukaryota; Viridiplantae; Streptophyta; Magnoliopsida; Santalales; Ximeniaceae
Product: threonine synthase, chloroplastic-like
Exons: 1
Coding region: 3-1697 (564 amino acids)
Biological process (GO): L-cysteine biosynthetic process
Cellular component (GO): cytoplasm
Molecular function (GO): pyridoxal phosphate binding; threonine synthase activity
Source: RefSeq, a predicted model, not a curated record
UGAUGGUGUCUGCGCUCUCUGUUUUAUUUUCAAUUUCUUAUUCUCUUUCGACCGAGUUCGCAAAGCCUAUACUGCUACUUUUCUUAUAUUCUUCUCUAGCUUCUCUCGUUUUCUCAGCAAUGGCGACGGCUACUUUGUUCCAGUCAUCUCAUGUCUCUCUCCCCUCUAUACCCACCCCUCUAAACCCUAGAAUCAAAACCCAUCUUUCACCCAUCUUUGCCUCCGCUUCACCCGACCUCACACCGUCCACUAACUCCCCACCUCCCCCGCCAGUCCUCAAGCACCGCCGCCCCGCCGAGCAGAAUAUCCGCGAAGAAGCACGCCUCCACCUCUCCUCCCGCAACCACGGCUUGUCCGCCAAGUACGUCCCCUUUAAUGCCGAUGCUUCCUCCACCGAGUCCUAUUCGCUCGACGAAAUCGUCUACCGAUCCCGCUCCGGCGGCCUCCUCGACGUCCGCCACGACAUGGAAGCGCUCAAGAGGUAUGACGCCGCCUACUGGAAGUCUCUCUUCGACUCGCGCGUCGGCAAGACCACCUGGCCUUACGGUUCCGGUGUUUGGUCUAAGAAAGAAUGGGUUCUUCCCGAGAUCGAUAGCGAUGACAUUGUCAGCGCUUUCGAGGGGAACUCCAAUCUUUUCUGGGCUGAGCGUUUUGGAAAACAGUUUCUGGGCAUGAACGAUUUGUGGGUAAAGCACUGCGGGAUUAGCCAUACGGGUAGUUUCAAGGAUCUGGGUAUGACUGUUUUGGUCAGUCAGGUGAAUCGGUUGAGGAAGAUGAAUCGCCCAGUCGUUGGUGUCGGUUGCGCUUCCACUGGCGACACCUCGGCUGCUCUUUCUGCUUAUUGUGCUGCCGCGGGCAUCCCGUCUAUUGUUUUCCUUCCGGCGAAUAGGAUAUCAAUUGCUCAGUUGGUUCAGCCGAUUGCGAAUGGGGCUUUUGUGUUGAGCCUUGAUACAGAUUUUGAUGGGUGUAUGCAGUUGAUUCGGGAAGUCACUGCGGAGUUGCCCAUAUAUCUGGCAAAUUCUUUGAAUAGUUUGAGAUUGGAAGGUCAGAAGACGGCUGCGGUCGAGAUUUUGCAGCAAUUCGACUGGGAAGUGCCUGAUUGGGUCAUUGUUCCUGGUGGGAACUUGGGGAAUAUCUAUGCGUUUUAUAAAGGGUUUCAUAUGUGCAAAGAAUUGGGACUUGUUGACCGGAUUCCUCGGCUUAUUUGUGCUCAGGCAGCAAAUGCUAAUCCGCUUUACCUUCACUAUAAGUCGGGGUGGGCGGACUUCAAAGCAGUGAAGGCUAACACAACUUUUGCAUCUGCAAUACAAAUUGGUGAUCCUGUUUCUAUUGACAGGGCUGUUUAUGCUCUAAAGAACUCAAAUGGGAUUGUUGAGGAGGCGACGGAGGAAGAAUUGAUGGAUGCAAUGGCUCAAGCAGAUUCCACAGGAAUGUUUAUUUGUCCUCAUACUGGUGUUGCAUUGACAGCUUUGAUUAAGCUGCGAAAUAGUGGAGUCAUAAAGCCUACGGAUCGAACAGUGGUGGUAAGCACUGCGCAUGGGUUGAAGUUUACGCAAUCCAAGAUUGAUUAUCAUUCCAAGGACAUUCCAGACUUGGCUUGCAGACUUGCUAAUCCACCAGUUAACGUGAAAGCUGAUUUUGGAUCGGUAAUGGAUGUUUUAAAAAAGUAUUUGUUAAGUAAAGAUCCAAAGCAUUAGUCAUUUUGUGAGCACUGUAUUUCUUGGUCAUGUACUCUGUGUUCCUCUUGUUUUAUUGUGCCUCUGAUGUUGGCUUUUAAUAUGCUUUGUUGUUGAAUGUCUCUUUAAAUGGCAGGAGCUAGUUAACAGCUUAGCUUUUGAUUGAGGAAACUUUAUGUAUGGCAGCAUUGCCAUUUUUGAGAAGUUUAGUAUCAAUUGAUCUGGUAAAGUUUUGGUUGUUCAA